AGGAGGAGUGUGCUCGUCUCCGCUCACUUCUGCUCAACGAGGGGACUCCGAGAAUAAACAAUUCCCACAGACAACACGCUACGCGCCUCGGCACCGCUCCCACGGUGGUGUCACCAGAAAAAGACGACGAAGCUUUUUCUUUUAAUUUGGGACUAAAAUUUUGAUUUUGAGACCGCCUGCCUCACCGCUUCUGUUUCCUGCCAGAAGUGUCACGGCCGAUGCGACCGUUUUCACUGGGAUUUGCCUCCUCUUGUCGAACAACAGCGACGAGCCUCCUCGGCGGAGCGCGGUGGAUAACGCAGGUCCCCCCAUGUGAGAUCUGCAAAGCUGAGACGCGCCACUGACAGAAGUACAGCCAGGCUUCAGGACAGACAUCCCAAACAUCCAGAACCACGGAAUGUGUCAACAUCUUUGUGGUGAAAUCUUGCUGACUCCCUGUUUGUUACUCACAUAAACCUUGAGCACGGCCUUAUGGGAUCCCAUGUUGUUUAAAGGCAUUUAACAAUGCCUCGGUGGCCCACCUGGCCCAGAUUGCCUCCAAACAUGGUUGAUCUUGUGUCUACGUGAAGGGAUCACAUCCAGCCAGUCUAUCCCUCAGCACCCUGCAGAUUCACUCGGUGCAACUGCCUGCCAGCUUGUUUUUUUACUUUUGGGCUGAAGUACAUGUCACUGAAAACUAGAUGACCUAGUGGACAUUUGUUUCCCAGUAACAGUACUGAUCUACACAAGGGGAUCCUAGUAUUGAACAUGACUCAUGGGGAGGAGCCUGGCCCUGAGACACACAAGGAUUCAGCUGUUCUAACUUAUCUGGAAGGUAUCCUUAUGCAUCCAGUGGUGGCCGGGCCGGGGGCCACGGCAAGCGGGAGGUCUGAGGCUGCCCAUAGCAACCAGGAGCAGGGUGACAAGGUAGGCGGUCCUUACCAACUGCCCGACCAUGGCCCCACAGCCCCCAAAGCUGGAACCAAUGGACCCAUGCUUGGUUCUUCCCAGCACCUAAAAAAAGCCCGCUUACUACGCUCUGGCGCCUGGAAUGAUCAAGGGAACCAGCGACUAAAUUCACCCCCAAUUGAGCUUAAUGGCCAAGGAGGAGGUCUACAGAAUGGAGCACUAGAGGGAUCGCCUCAUGCUGGAGAGAGCACCCUGCUGGCAUCCUUGCUUCAGUCAUUCAGCUCACGGCUUCAGAGUGUGGCAAUGUCUCAGCACUCUACUAAUCCCCCUAGUGAGGGUUCCUCUCCUUCCAAGGCACCACCUACAGAAAAAGAGCCACUUCCUAUGUAUGGGACAGCCUCAAGUCGUUUGAAGGGUUUGAUGAGAAAGAGCAAGCUUCAAAAUCACAGCAACACACCCUAUAGUCGCAGAGGACAUAAUCAAGACAGACCUCCAGAAUCCCCUCGGUCAGCACACAGUGCUACACCUCCCUCUGCUCCUACAGCUUCCGAGUCGGUGUCAUGUGCAGAGCGUCUGAAAGCAGUGGCCAACAUGGUGAAAAUCCGUUCAAGUCCUGCACCUUCCCCCAAGCCAAGUGUGGCCUGCAGUCAACUGGCUCUGCUGCUGUCCAGUGAAGCCCAUCUGCAGCAGUACUCCAGAGAGCAUGCGCUCAAAGCUCAGCUCUCAGGAAGAUCUGCCAGUGAGAGACUAGCUGCCAUGGCAAACCAACAGGACAAAAGGUCACCUAGUGUAGGAGAGACUCUAACUGGAGCCCCAGAAACACUAAGCUCCUUAACAACCCAAAACGGAAUGACGGCAACAACUACAAUGUCAACAACACUCUCUCAAACAGCCCUGUCAAGUCCACAGAGCCCCUCUUUGCUGCGUAGACACAGCCAAAGCUCCCCAUCCACCCCACCACCUCCUCCAAGCCACAGUUACAGCCACCCUCCUAGGGAAAAACGAGGCUUUGACACCCGACCGACGCGCCCUCCCCAGACAUGCAGCAGUUUGCUGUUGCUGCUACUUAACAACCACAACAACCAGAAGCAGCUGACCAAGAAUGGGCACCUGGAGGACAAUUGUGGCAUUCUGCUGCCAAGCUGCUCAUCUUCAGUCACUUCAGAUAGCGAGUGCUCCACGCAGGAAAGGAGUCUGGCAAAGGAUAGCAGUGAUGCGGAGAGUUCCUACUCAAGUUGCUCUCCCAUUGACCUCUCCAUGAGAAACCGAGCCAACACACAAGACACAGGGCUCAAAACUACCACCCUCUCCUGCUCUUCUUCCACCUCCACUGUCUCUUCUUUAACCACAGCGUUUUCCUCCACCCCAGUGACAUUUUCCCCUCAAGCUUCUUGUCAACCCUCCACCUUUUCACCAUGCUCUACUAUUGUCUCUACCUGCUCCAGUGCUAUUUCUUCAUCUUCGUGUAUUUCUACCUCCUCCCUAGAUAAACUAACAGAGUCUUUAAUAAACAAGUGGAAACCAGAGCCAUCAGGAUUAAAAUUGUCUAAGAACAAGGAGCCUGAAAUGAGCCCAGACCGAAAAGCCCACCCUAAAGUCACACUAAUGCAGCUUCUUCUUGAGCGAAGAAAUAAUGAGAUGGUUAAUAAAGUGGGAGGUAACCAGGAUUUGCCAAUUGAUAUAACUAUGGCCACAAUGUCUCGAAGCCAGCAAAAAGAGUCUGUGUCCUGGGAGGAGGCCGAGACAAAAAGCCCUACAGAUGGGACUGUAGCCCCACCCCAGCCCCUUUAUUCACUUACUCAUGACCCUAGUAGUUCACUUUCUCCUUACUCAUACCCCUCCCCUCAUAUUCAGUCCAGCCCAUUGGAUUUGUGUAAGUCCAAAAACUUCCCUGCUGAGAAGGCUUCAGAGCCUGCCUUCAGUGCCAGUAAACUUUUGCAGAAUCUGGCUCAGUGUGGCACAGCUUCUUCCUCCCCACCUAUCCCCUCCAACAAAGGGUUGGGCCAAGAACAUGACACCAGCAGGCCCCUAGCACUGUUGGAAAGACUCAGCGCACCAAUUCACAGGACGACCACCACUCCACUAUCAGACAGGGCCUCAGGAAGUGGCACACCUUUCAGUCGAAAGGAAGCCUCUCCUCCUUCAUCACAGAUCGAAAACCUACUAGAGAGACGUACUGUGCUACAGCUACUUCUAGGAACAGGGGCAGGUACUGCAUCAGUCAGUAAAGACCGUAAAGAUCGGCCCAGUGGCAGUGGCAGGAGAAGUGUGGAGGUGGCAGGAGGUUGCUAUGAGACAAAUUCAGGUGCCUCCAUCAUCUGUGACAGCUCUAACGGGUCUCCUUUGGACGUAAAAGUCAAAACAGAGCUUGCAGAGGGGGAGGGACCAUCUGCUGCCAUUUCUGAGGACUUAAGCAGCAGAAAAAGGUCCUGUGGCUAUGAGAAAAAUAGCCCCCUCUCAGAUUCUCAGCAUGACUUAAAAACAGAGCCAGGUCCUGCAGAGGUUAUAGCAAAAUAUGGCCUACUCAGCCAGCUACUGAAACAACAGACUGCUACCUACUAUACCAGUGCUACUAUGCAGGCUGAGUCAAAGUCUAGGCAAGUUAAGGAGGAACAGAGGGAGUAUCCAAGUCCCAGUUCUAAGAAGAGACGCUUCUGCUCUGAUCAGGUCGAUGUUUUGAAUAAAACUAGCUCUCCAAGAGCUUUGGACAUUGGAAACACAAACCUUUUUUCCUCUCCUGUUAUUCUGGAAGGGCCUGAACAGCAGAGAAUUUUGAAGGAAGAGGAGGCUGCACCAAGGAGCCCACCAAGUGAAACCCUCACUAGAGAGAGUCGAGGCUUCAAUGUGCUCAAACAGCUGCUGCUUUCUGACAACUGCCUGAAGGAGCUUUCCCAGCAGCACCGGGGGGCCCCCAAUCCUUCAGUCUUGCAAGCCAAUGGCAAGGCUAAUGGCAGCAUUCUUGCUCAGCCUGCCCAUAAUCACAGCUUCCUCCACUUACCCAGCUGGAACUCACAUGGUCUGCCUAACUCAGGGCUUCAGAGUAAUCUCAGACCAGUGCCCACCCUCCCUGCAGGUGAAAACCCUCUCCGCGGCAGCUGGAGUCGUCACCCGUGGCCUCUCACUCAAAAACGGGACCCUCCUACUUUGGUCAAACAGGAGCCCGAGAGCCCUGUGCGGUGGAGUAGUCAGGAGAAUGAGGAGGAGGAAGAGGGUUGUGACUCAAACCCAGACUCUCCACGGCUGUCACGUUCCAACCCCAUUCUGUAUUACAUGUUGCAGAAGGGGAGCAUUCAACUGAGGAACGAAGUGAGAGAUCAGGCAGAGGAAACCCAGGCUGCGGUUAGAAUAAAAGAAGAGCCAAUUAGUGAUAUGCAUGCCUAUGAACACAGUCUGAGCUCCACCCCGCAAUCACCGACCCACAAUGACAAGCACAGCCACGGGAGCCAGGGGCUGAGGCAAUCAUCCGACUAGAAGUUGUAUCAACUACAGAACAAUUCAAAUUGAACGUUCAUUGUUUUCUUUCUGUUUAAUGCCUUGCCAAAUUGGUUUGAUGAAGCAAAUAACAAAUCUUUUGUGAAAUAGAGCAAGUUCAGAUUAAAAUGCAUAGUUGCAUUGCUUUCUCAAUUAUUAAAUAGUGAGGUGAUGGAAUGAUACAGGUCUGUCUUUGCAAAAUGUCUAAUUGAUACAAGCAAUUGUUGCAAGUUUACCUAUUUUAGUAAUUAUCAUGCACCGCACAUUUCAUUUAGUGAUGACAAAAUCCACCUGUACAAUAUGGUGUUGUUUUUUUCCUUAUUAGUAUCUGAAUUGCACACAUAUCACUAUUCCUUGCCCUCUUUGUUGCCUGUCAUAAAACAUUCACAAAGAACAUUUCAAGUGACAUUUAUUAUUGAAUACGCUAAAAAUGUUCUCGCUCAGUUCAGUGGACAUUUAUUUAUUUUUUCCAUCUCAGCAUUUUCAGACAGAAUCCCAUCAAUUUUAGAUAAGAUUCCAAAUAAUGUCAUCCUGGAGUAGGCACAGCAGUCUGUUAUAACAGCGUACAUGAUACAUUUAUUCAAAAGAGGACCUUGAAAACAACAUACACCCUGCAGAAUAUUCAGUGAGAAUUUGUGAUGAAUGCCUUGUCUUGCUUCCCCUUCCAAAUUCAUGCUGCGGUGUAAUUACACGCCGAGUGAAUAAUAUAAUAAUAAGAAUAUAUAAUGGAAGUUUGAAUGGUCAACAACUUCUCAUUAUGGUUUGCUUUUAUUUGAAAUGAACUUUAAAGGCCAAUAUUCGACAGUGCAAAUUCAUGGUAAUGUUUGCAGACUGUGCAGUUUUGUGCAGAUGGGUCAACAGUGUGUGUGUGUGUGUGUGUGUGUGUGUGUGUGUGUGUGUGUGUGUGUGUGUGUGUGUGUGUGUGUGUGGUGCUUACAGUUGCACAACUGUGUGUAAACAGGUUUCUAGAGCAACAGUUUCGGCAGUGUCUGAGAAACGUAUCCUCCCAACCUGGGUAAACCGGCACUGCUCUUCGUGCACACCAAAACUUCUUAUUGUGAAGCACAUGGCUUUUUCCUCUUCAUUUCAUAUAAAGGAGCACCUAGAGUUUGCACUAUUGAAGCUAAGCCCUCUGUGUGCUUUUCAGAUUCAUUCAGUGGCAUGUAAUUAACAAUGUCAGUAUUGCUAUCUGUUGACGGUUUGUGAUUUCUGUUUUCAUCAUUUCUAACUGUUGUGGUUCCUGGACACCUUUGCUUUUAUUUUUGUGGCAGUCUCUUAACUCAUAAAAUGACAAAAGAAUUGCAUGACAAAAAAAGAGAAGACCACAGGUACAUCUUUGUUUUUAAAGCAGCUGGAUAUGAGUAGACAUUUUGGUGUCUUGAGGGAAAUCUGCUAUCUAGCUCCUUCUUUUGAUUGUACUGUAUUUUUAUUCUUGUUUUCACAAACUGCUUCAUCCAUUUAGUCUUGUGAUCUUUUUAAUACAUAUACCUAUGAAGUACAUCUCUCAAUUAAUACAUUUUCGCAAUGGUUAAAUAUAUUUGUGUAAAUAGUACUUUCAGUAUGAAAGAUGACUAUUUUGUAAUGUUUAAGAAAAGAUAUUACCCUAGUUUUUAAUGCCCUGAUAUGUAAAUAUGAAUUAUAUGCGUACAAGUGUACAUACAAAGGCAGAGGAUGCUAUACCCAUCUGUUUUAUUUCUGUUUUCUUUGUUUUGGCUUGGUUUGUUCCUUGCAUGUGUCUCUAUGUGGUAAAUGAUAAUCUAUCCUGCGCUGUGUUGUGUAAUAAUGUCCGACUCUCCUCACUGCUGCCUGUUGCAUGCAGACGCAUGGGAACUACCUGUGUAUCCCUAAUGGUGAUGAGGGAAAAAUGUCAAGUCUUAAAAUAGGUCUUUUUUUUAUCACAGAGAGAGGUUCAUUUAGAAUAUGAACAGUCCCUAAAUAACCACAGGCUGUUGAGCAAGUUGAUAAAAAAAUGUGUGAAAAAUAAACGUGCAUUAAAUAUUUUUGUGAUUUUUUUUUUCUUUUCUGUUACUGGUUAACAAGGCUCGGUUGUAGAGCUCGGGGCUUUAGUGGGGGAUUGACGUACAAUCAUAGAUCUGCAUUGUGCAUCUAAAAAUACAUUUGUAGCAACGGAUAUGAAAAAAAACUGUUCAUUUUUUCAUGUGAAGACUUGAACAUUAUUUCAUUUUUUAUGUUUUCAUUUUUGGUGUUCAUUUGCACUGAUAUCUCUAAAAUAAAGUACUAAAAUGCA
Messenger RNA from Betta splendens (Siamese fighting fish), 6607 nucleotides. It is a transcript of the gene nrip1b, whose product is annotated as nuclear receptor interacting protein 1b. The record is from RefSeq and is a predicted model, not a curated record. Gene Ontology annotation, cellular component: nucleus. The transcript has 2 exons. Gene Ontology annotation, molecular function: transcription coregulator activity; signaling receptor binding. NCBI's taxonomy places the organism in Eukaryota, Metazoa, Chordata, Actinopteri, Anabantiformes, Osphronemidae. Gene Ontology annotation, biological process: regulation of transcription by RNA polymerase II. Bases 748 to 4359 code for a protein of 1203 amino acids.